Molecule: messenger RNA, 534 nt
Organism: Bipolaris oryzae ATCC 44560
Lineage: Eukaryota; Fungi; Ascomycota; Dothideomycetes; Pleosporales; Pleosporaceae
Exons: 3
Coding region: 1-534 (177 amino acids)
Cellular component (GO): NuA4 histone acetyltransferase complex
Source: RefSeq, a predicted model, not a curated record
AUGACGGAAAAUGCGCCCCCGGGAAGCGCAAACAAUGGAAGCACAGACAAUUCGCGCGGCACACCCUACUAUGAGAGGCUGCGACGUGACCUCCGCGAGUCGCUGAACAAGAAGCGUUUGAUCGAUAACAAUCUGCUACAACUCGAAGACAACAUUCUACGAGUCGAAACCCAGUACCUAGAAGAGACGAGCGCCGGCAACAUUAUAAAAGGCUUCGACAACUACAUCAAGGGCGCAGCGACUACGACGACCACGGGCGGAGCAGGAACUGCGACAAGGCGAAAGGCCCCAAUCAAUGAUGUGGACAGGAUAUUCAGCCGGAGUUCGACCAGCUUCUUGAGGGAAUCGUCGACACCAGGUUCAGCAACCCCAUCGCACGCUCCUGCGCCAACCUCAUCUUUCCCUACGCGCGAGUCGAGCCAACCCACAAACGGUGCGAAGCCAGGAGACAAUAAGAAGAAGAAGGCGGCUGAAGACGACGAUGAACACAACAACAAGACCAAGCGACAAAAGAUUUCCUACGGCAGGGAGUGA